ACAGACAGUUUUAAUUUAUGGUUAUCUACUUCUACGUUUUUUUUCUCAAAACAAGUCAGUUUUAUGCUUAAAGUAGGGCUAGCUAGCAGCCAAACCACUAGCUGGCUACCUGCAGUACUUUGGGUGGCAGUGGGUACCAUAGCAACCGUUAAGGAAACAUCUGUGCUGAUUAGCUAGUGCAGAGUUUAAGCUAACGGUGGUUUGUUAUGCUAGCCUUAAACUUGACGUCGAACACACUUGAAUUACCAGUUUAGCAGUUGUCUAUUAAUGUCACAAACCAUAAGUAUCUCCUUGCGUCAUCGCUUUUAUUGCUUACUGGUAAUGGUGUUUUGAUUUCUAGCAAGCUGUCGAUUAUGACAAACUGUUGUUACGCUGUGGUCUUCAUUUUAGCUAAGUUACCAAACGGUAAUUUUCAUCACAUGCUAACGUUAGCCUCCAAGGCCGUAAACUUAGGUUACCUCAACGCUGCCGUUAUGUAAACAGUUUCUUUCUGUCAAAAUAUUACAUUAAAUGGCUACAGAUAAACUCGAUAUUAGAUUAUCUUAAGUUAAAUUUGGUAUGUUUCUUUUAGGUAGCUGAGCCUUGUCUUAAAUGGAUUCAGCCUGAACUAGUAUGGAUCUUGAUGACUGUAAUGGACGGGCCUACAUAUCAGCUAGUGGAGAUUCUUCAAUGGAAAGAGAGUUUUCUGGGGCCCUCGGAGGUCCAACAGUGAGCACACCAAAUAGUAAGGAGAACUCUCCAAGUCGCUCCAUCAGUGCCAACUCUAUUAAAGUGGAGCUGUACAGUGAUGAAGACCCAGGUCAUGGUACAGAGGAUGAAAGAGGAGAGCGAGUAGAAGAAGGAGAUACAGGACAGGGUUCUGAGUCUAGCGGAGGCUACAGGGAACUUACUAAUCUUGAAACCAUGCCACCUGGAGCCACCAGAUUGCCAAAUGGAAAGCUAAAAUGUGAUAUCUGUGGAAUGAUCUGCAUUGGACCUAAUGUUCUUAUGGUUCACAAACGCAGCCAUACAGGUGAGAGACCAUUUCAGUGCAAUCAGUGUGGUGCCUCAUUCACCCAAAAGGGUAACCUGCUCCGUCACAUCAAGCUGCACUCAGGGGAAAAACCUUUCAAAUGCCCCUUCUGCAACUAUGCCUGUCGACGACGGGAUGCCCUCACAGGCCAUCUUCGCACUCAUGCAGUUUCCUCUCCAACUGUAGGGAAGCCGUAUAAAUGCAGCUACUGUGGACGUAGUUACAAGCAGCAAAAUACCUUGGAGGAGCACCGUGAACGCUGCCACAGCUACUUACAGAGUAUAGAGUCACAACCACCAAACAGUGCACAGAAUUCAGGAGAGGAGAUGAGAGCGCUAGAGUUUAUACCAGACUCUCUUCUACCGCCCUCCUCAGACAAGAUGGUGUUUAUCGAUCGGCUGGCCAACAGCAUCACCAAACGCAAGAGAUCCACACCACAAAAAUUUGUAGGACAGAAGCACCUACGCCUCAAUCUUGCAGAUGCACCUUACGAGUUGACUGCUAGUUUGGAUAAAGAUGGGGACAUGAGUGCAGGGGACCUUGAAGCCCCACACUUUACUGGCCUUGGAGGAGAAUAUGCAGGUGUAGCAGGUAAUGGAGGUGGAGGGGUAUCAGACACAUUACGCCCCCUACACUUUCCCACCACUCACCUUUCAUGUUUAUCAGAACUCAGGCCGACCCACAGUUCCACUCACACUUCAGUUGCUCUAGGUCCAAGGUUGGAUUGCACAGGAACUGGCAUUGGGCGGGGAGAUGUUGUUGUAGGGGGAAGGGAGGCAGCUGAAGGCCAUGAAGACCUUCCAGCUGGUCGAAGUCAUGCACCAUCUCCUAGCAAUGGUUGCCAGGACUCUACGGACACAGAAAGCAUGCCAGAUGAGCCAUGCAACAGCACAGGUCCUAUUCCAACCCUUCACAGUAAUAACGGGCAUCACCUCUUCCGCUCCAACAACCAUAUCCCAAGACCUCCUCCCACUUCGCACCAUAGGAACUGGGACAGACACAGCCCAAGCCAUGCCAAAGACCGAGAGGGGGAAAGAGAAAAUGGAGGACACUCAGCCUUCCCACCUUCUGCCCAUGCUCCAACCCCCAGCUCACCAACAGCACCUUCCUCAACGUCCAGGGAGGCUUUUCGGGUUGUAGAUGGGGAGGGUCGAGCCGUGCGUUCUUUUCGUUGUGAGCACUGCCGGGUGCUUUUCUUGGAUCAUGUCAUGUUUACCAUCCACAUGGGCUGUCAUGGUUUUCGCCAGCCUUUUGAGUGUAACAUCUGUGGCCAUCGCUGCCAGGACCGCUAUGAAUUUUCUUCACAUAUCGUCCGUGGAGAGCACAUUGUUGAUUGAGGACAAAAACUGGACAACCUGCUUCACCUAAAGAUGAUUUUACAUUGAGACAAGGAACUGGCUGGGUUUGGUCUGCACUUGGGCUAAAGGGAGCCAACUGAUGGCAUUAAGCUGAUUGUGAAUAUUUAAAGAGGCACAGGCACACUUGGCAAGAAAACUCUUUGAAAAGUACAUUUCUACAUUUUUAAAAUUUCAAAAGUGUCCCUAAUUAUUUUGAGUAGUGCUUCAACAACAAAUAUAUUUAAAAUAAACCUUUAAUUAAAGUUGUUUGAGAGUAUAUAUAGAGCCAGUGCACUUUUUCAUCCACAGAUGUGCCUUGCUCUGCAAUUCAGGAUUCACACUCGAUGCACAAAUUAUGGUAGAUUUGUCCAUUACUUUCAAAUAUGCUUUUGUGCACUUUAGCAAAGAUGGUGUCAAAAGCCAAGUUCAGAAGCUGGUGUGCAGUGGAGUCUGUACAGAUUGUUAAUAAAAACAUUCUGAAAAGAAAAUACAAACUAGUUUUGUUCUUUAACUUUGAAUUGCAGGACAGCCAUUGCUUCAUAAAAGUACAGACCAAACUCAGACCAGGUCGAAAUGAGUUAAACGUAAGUGUUUUGUGGGGGCUGUCCUUGAAUUAUAAUUGCACUUUGGUUUUUACAGGGGGUGAUAUGAAAAGAUCUACGUGUGUGUGUUAGUGUUUGUGUGUGUGAGAGAAGCUGAUAGAUCCUGAGUUUUGUGAAAGUGACAAAUGAAGGCCUUUAUUUGUGUCAUGUGGGAUGGUGUAUGCAUUGUUCCUUUUCUUUUCUAUGUCUGCUUUUGUUGCACUGAUACCUGCCAGAAUUCUAUUAUUAUAUUAAACUAUUUUAUAGAAAUACACUAAUGAUCUGCACAUUUCUCUCAAAAAUGUGAAAAAAAGGAAAAAAAAAAACUUGUGGAAUGUUCUGCUCAUACAAAAAGGGGUUCAGACAUCACUGCCACAACUUUAAGAGAUUACUGAAGUUUAUGGUCUUUGUAGUUUUCCUUUCAAAACUAAAUUAAACUGCAAAGCAGCACAUAUCUGACAACUCUAUUUAUGGUAUAUUUAAACAUGAUUUUGGUGUAACGUCAUUGUAUUGUGCCUUUCUUUACCUUGUUCACCAGACAGGAGGACAGGUCUUGAAAAAUAUCUGAGUGAUGCUUGAGGUCAUGUGACAAAAUAAUUUAAGCAUUCAAGUUGUUUACCAGACACUCCCUAGCGUGUGGAUGUAGUUUACAGUAGCUGUUAAACAAAAACGUUAGCUUGAUUUCCUUCAUUUUGUUAGUAGACUCAUUUCUUAAGCUUAAUGAAAGGCUAAAUCUGCAUGCAAUUUUAUAUUUGCGGCUAUAACCUGAGUGCAGUGAUGUGUGGCAGUGCACUACCGUCCUCACGAGUAAAAUCCAAAACAUUUAAGAAUAGUAGAUUCUUCCAUCCUUCAAAUCAACUUCUUUGCUUCUGAUCCAUGACUAAUUAUUGUAUCUGGGGAAUCUGUAUAAAAAUUACAUGCAAGAGAAACGUAUCUUCACAGCCCAUCCACCUUUGAUUCUUUUUAUUUAUCAGACAUCGCUUUACUUUUCUAGUUGCUAACAUUUGACUUUACAUGGUUAAAGCACAAGACAUUUACUGUCCAGAAGGCUGUUUGAACCCUUUAUUAGUCAGAAUCACUGACUUGGAUACAAGAAUCAGAACUUGAUUUUUGAUCAACAUGUUUGCAGUUGGCAUUUAUUUCCAUAAUGCACCAGAUAUUAAUAGCAGCAAAGAUAAGUGGCACAAAGAAUGUGGCCCAUUUUGUAUUUUUUUAAUGUAUACAAUCACAAACGAUUAAGUAC
Molecule: messenger RNA, 4173 nt
Organism: Melanotaenia boesemani (Boeseman's rainbowfish)
Lineage: Eukaryota; Metazoa; Chordata; Actinopteri; Atheriniformes; Melanotaeniidae
Product: zinc finger protein Eos-like
Exons: 8
Coding region: 613-2349 (578 amino acids)
Biological process (GO): regulation of transcription by RNA polymerase II
Molecular function (GO): DNA-binding transcription factor activity; RNA polymerase II cis-regulatory region sequence-specific DNA binding
Source: RefSeq, a predicted model, not a curated record